Sugiyamaella lignohabitans is the source of this 942-nucleotide messenger RNA. It is a transcript of the gene SIT4, whose product is annotated as type 2A-related serine/threonine-protein phosphatase SIT4. The transcript has a single exon. Gene Ontology annotation, cellular component: cytoplasm. Gene Ontology annotation, molecular function: protein serine/threonine phosphatase activity. Gene Ontology annotation, biological process: peptidyl-serine dephosphorylation; G1/S transition of mitotic cell cycle. Lineage: Eukaryota; Fungi; Ascomycota; Dipodascomycetes; Dipodascales; Trichomonascaceae. The coding region runs from base 1 to 942 and encodes 313 amino acids. The record is from RefSeq and is a predicted model, not a curated record.
AUGUUCGAUUCGAGAGCAGCGAGAAAAACUGUGAUAUCUGAGUCAGAACUCCAGCUGCUCGACAAGCAAAUGUUCCCUUCCCCAUAUUUUCUUCAAGAGAGAGGACUAACAAGUUUAGAAUCAAAUAUCCAGCCAGUGCAGUCGCCAGUGACGGUGUGUGGAGAUAUUCACGGACAAUUUCAUGAUCUCUUAGAGCUAUUUCGAGUCAGUGGAGGACUCCCCGACGACGUUAACUAUAUAUUUUUGGGCGAUUUUGUUGACAGAGGAUACUUCUCAUUGGAAACGUUUACAUUGUUAAUGUGUCUAAAGGCAUUAUAUCCCAACAGGUUAACGCUUGUUCGUGGAAACCACGAGAGUCGACAGAUCACACAGGUGUACGGAUUUUAUGAAGAAUGUUUGUCAAAGUACGGCAGUACAACUGUAUGGAAGUACUGUUGUCAAGUGUUUGAUUUCCUGACAUUGGCCGCCAUCAUUGACGGCCGCAUCUUAUGUGUUCACGGCGGACUAAGUCCGGAAAUUCGCAUGCUCGAUCAGAUCCGAGUGUUAUCACGAGCCCAGGAGAUUCCCCACGAAGGUGGAUUCUGCGAUCUUGUAUGGAGUGAUCCAGACGAUGUUGAAACAUGGGCAGUUUCACCCCGUGGAGCCGGCUGGAUUUUUGGCGCCAAUGUGGCCAGGGAGUUCAACCACGUCAAUGGACUGAACCUGAUAGCACGGGCCCACCAGCUUGUAAUGGAAGGAUUUAAAUACCAUUUUAAAGACAAGGAUGUUGUCACCGUGUGGUCGGCACCCAACUACUGCUACCGUUGCGGCAAUGUUGCCAGUGUUAUGAAAGUGGAGGACGACCUGGUACCCAAAUUUACGAUAUUUAACGCUGUUCCUGAUGAUGCCAUAAAAAUGAGGUUGGCGCCCCAGAAAACCCAACGAAGCGAAUAUUUCCUUUGA